Molecule: messenger RNA, 2344 nt
Organism: Caenorhabditis sp. 36 PRJEB53466
Lineage: Eukaryota; Metazoa; Nematoda; Chromadorea; Rhabditida; Rhabditidae
Source: the annotation of a GenBank genome assembly
AUGGUGAAAACGUUGGUGGCGCUGGCUACCGAACGAAUGCUCCUCAAGACGAGCGGCCCGACUUUUUUGCGCGGCAUCGAAUUUAUGUACGCCGCCGGAUUGGCGCCCGAUCGGCUCUCGGUCAUGAUGACGUCGUCGCACAAAUAUGUGCUGCAGUUUCACUCGAAAUGCGAUAUACGCCCGUUUGCGGCCAAUUAUCCCAAUUUCGGCAGAGUUUUACGCGGAAUUGGUGGGUUUCGGCGAGGAUUUUCACGUUUUGUGACGAGGUCUUAUUUCGAUAAAAAUCAAGAAAAACUCACAAAAUGAAGAAUUUUUCAAUUUUCUCCCCGAACGCCUUCUUUAAACUUUUGUUUCAGUGCACGUGCGCGAGUGGCGAAUCAAAUCGAUCGAGUUCGUGAACGUGGCGUUCUACAUGCGCGACGUCGACAAUCUGGAGCGGGCGAUCGAGAAGCUCGGCGUCGAGCUGGUCCUUCUCCGCAACUGCACGUAUCCGGGAGUGCAGCGCGGCGACGAGGCCGUCAAAUUUUUGUCGGCGCUCAAUCGAAAAAAGCAGGCGGUGGUGUGCGAGUACGGCGACGAUCGCCUCAAACAUCGCAUCGGCCGGCGCUCGAGCAAUCACCGAACGAGGCGAGCGAGCAGGAAUGGCGGCCAGGAGAUUAUUCCGCCGCCCGGAGACGUGGCGGCCGAUGGGGCCGCUCCGGCUGCGAUUCCAGGAGGGCAGGCCGCGCCGGCGGUCGGGGAAGCCGGCCUGGCGCCAGUUUUUGAAGCGCCGCCACGUGGAGCACCGCAGCCAGUCGGUCAGAUUCCGGGAGGAGUUCGACGUCCGGUGGCCAUGAAUCCGGAUCCGGCCAUAAAUGUGAUGCCGCACUUGAUUCCGCAGCAAAUGGCGCAAGGAGCAGCCGCACAACAGCAUCAGCAGGCGCCGGUGCUUCCGGUGCCGGCUCCGGGCAGAGCCGCCUCGGGAAGAGUCGUCGUCGGCGCGCACGUCUACGAGUUCAGAGCGGUCGACGUGCCGAACGCCGAGAAUUUGCCGACUGUUCAGAAUGUAAGCGGAUUGAAGGAGAUCGAGCAGGUCUUGGGACUUUUGAUGAAUUUCCUCUUAUGUAUUAUUCAAACACGUCAUAACUUUGCAAGAUUAUCAGUCUUUGUUUCGAGUAUUCAAGUUUCUGCCCGAUCGAAUUACCUUGUCUUUACCUUGUCAAAAGUCCAUUCCUCUCUCCCUCUCAAACUAUCAGCAUACUAAUUCCCGCCAGGAUAUGCAGGUCGGUCAUCUUCUAAACAUGCUCGCCGAGAACGCCGGACAAGCCGGUCAGCCGAACCAGGAUCAGAUGCGCGUGCUGCUGCUGCCGCCGAACGGCCAACCCGCGCCGCUCCACGUGAACAACAACAAUCAGGUGCUGUUGCGCGGCGCUGCCGGAAAUCCACACGAUCGGCAGGUGCCGCCCCCGCAGCAGCAACAGCUGCCGUUCGGAGGCGAUCGUCUCGCCCGGAUCAGGAACCUUCUUGCGAAUAAUGAGCACGGCGAGGUGGCGCGACUGGCCGCCCAUCAGCCGAGACCGCCGAUUCCGCCUGUCUGGAAUUGUGAGUGAUUGGGGUUCACGUGGAGUUUCAGUUUUGUUCCUUUUGUUGUCAACCAAAGAACAAUAUUUUGAGGCUACUCUAAAACAGAACGCUCCCAAGUCAGAACUGUGGCACAGCAAUCUACUCCUUAUUUCUUCUGAUUCGGGAGCGUUCUGAAUUGGGGAAAUGGCGUCUUGAGACAGUUCUAAGCCCCAAUGCUUCAACAUGGCAUCCCCCUAAUGAUCGAUUUUCCAACGUCUAACCCUUGACAAGCUUCAGACGCGGUCGCACACGUGCCGCAAGUGAAUCCGCCGCAGCUGGCGUUCCAGGUUCCGAUGUUCGGUGUGGCGGUCAACGAGCCACAAGUGCAACGAAACGGCGACGAUUCGAACGACAGCACGGUAAGCACAUGGAUGCGCGAUCGGCCAUUCCUGAACGGUCGCACGAAUUACAGGACCGCGAGGAGGCGAUGUUCGAUCCGGAUCAGAUGAGGAACGAGGUGUUGAGGGAUUUGGUGGCCGGUGAGCGUUUGAAAAUGACGAUUUCAUAAUUGUGUUGGAAAAGUUUCAGAUCCGGAAGCGCAGCCCAAUUUUGCGCCUGUCGAAGCGCAGGCCGUCGAUUUGGAGGAACUGGAGGAGGAAGGAGAUGGUAGGAUCGGAAAUUUACGAAAUUUGAAUUUCGCGCCAACGUUAUGUUAAAAAUCCAGAGAUUUUUUCCAGACGACGAAGGAAUGGAAGGUGUGGCGCCGGAGGGACAAUUCAUGAUGGAGCAACAUCCGUUGUGA